GAAGCUGAGCUGUGCUCCCCAAAUAAAUACAAGAGCCGCGCAGGAGGGUGUGUGUGUGUGUGUGUGUGUGUGUGGGGAGAGAAGAGUGAGAGCGACUGUCGCUUGAGGACGGAUGAAGAUGCUCCCGGCGUCUCUUAGUGUCUUCAGUCUCACGCCGCCUCCGACGCUGACGCUGCUGCUGUUACCGUUAGCGCUACCGCUGCUUCUGCUGUUACCGUUAGCGCUGCUGUUGCAGCUCCCGCUGCCGUUGCACAGUCUGUGAGGAGCCGGACGCACUGGCAUGGUGUGCUUGGAUCUGCGCUCCACACACACACACACACACACACACACACACACACACUCAGCGCCACAGCUGCUCCUUGCUCUGCUCGGCUUCUCCUCUCCUCGCCUCGCGCUCCGCUGUGGACACCCCCUGCAGAGCCUGCCUGGCCGCUGCCUUCUGAUGGACUUCUCCCGCGCUGAGGACAACUGUUUUCUGUGUGUGUGAGAGAGAGAGGAGUGUGUGUGUGUGCGUGCGUGCGCGUGUGUGUGUGUGAGAGAGACCGAGAGAGGGAGACGUUGACUCAGCCAGUCCCGGCAGGAUCUAAACGACUUCUCCCGCGCUGUGGAGAGCUGAUACCUGUUUGUGUGUGUGUGCGUGCGUGUGUGUGUGUGUGUGUGAAAGAGAGGGGAGACGUUCGCUGAGCCCUGCCCCAAAACAGGGCACGCACGCGGGCAGGAGAGCAGGGUGACGGACGGCUUCAUGGGGCAGCACCUGCCGCCCUUCCGCUGGACAGUUCUCUCACCUCAUCAAAACACACUCACCAAAAGUGACCGCUCACAGAGGAACCAUAAACACACACACCAAAAGUGACCGCUCUCUCUCACAGGGGAAUCAUACCUGACCGAGAGCAGGACGGCAAGACCAGGAGAAGGCAAGAGGACAACGAGGAUCCUCGCGGGCGCUUUUGGGAGGAUUUCUGUUUGUCCUUUGUUUUGAAACCCAAACUGAUGAUUUUCUGACUUGUUCGCGACUUGUGAUUUUAUGGCAUCUGACAAAGAGAUGACCCAAGAACAGUGCCCUCAUAGGAACAAUGUCCAGAGCUCAGAGACACCACAGGUCUACAAGCUGGGAUUUACGGGCUGGAGGAAGUGCUUUUAUUUUUUCGCCAGGUUCUCCUCCUGAUGAUCUCUCAUCCUGGUCAACCUCGCCCUCACCAUCUGGAUCCUCAAGGUCAUGAACUUCACCAUCGAUGGCAUGGGCCACCUCAGAAUAACCGAGAGGGGUUUGAAACUGGAGGGGACGUCAGAGUUUCUCCAGCCGCUCUACGCCAAAGAGAUCCAGUCGAGGCCGGGCACUCCACUGUUCCUGCAGUCCUCUAAAAACAUAUCGGUCAACAUCCUCAACAACGAGAACCACCUGGUCACGCAGCUCACCGCAGGAUCCCGUGGGGUGCAGGCGCGUGGGAAGAUGCUGGAGGUGAGGUCGAGCUCAGGAAAGCUGCUGUUCUCCGCUGACGACCAGGAGGUGGUGGUGGGAGCAGAGAGAUUACGGGUCAUGGGUGCUGAGGGGGCCGUGUUCACCAGCUCAGUGGAGACCCCACAUGUUAGAGCAGAGCCCUUCAAGGAGCUACGGCUGGAGUCUCCCACACGCUCCCUGUUCAUGGAGGCCCCUAAAGGGGUGGACAUCCACGCAGAGGCCGGCGACAUCCAGGCCACGUGCAGGAGCGACCUACGCCUGCAGUCUGUAGAUGGAGCGAUCAUCCUGGACGCCCAGAAGAUCAAGCUGCUGCGGUUGCCGGAGGGUGUGGCGUCGCCCUCGCCCAGCAGACAGACUGUGUUUGAGGUGUGCGUGUGCGCCAACGGCAUCGUCUUCCUGUCGCAAGCAGGAACCGGCUCCACCUGCCAGAUGAGGAACCACGUCUGCAUCUAGGACUGCUCCCCUGCGCUCUCCAAGCACACACACACACACACACACACACACACAGACACACAGACACACACACACACACACACACAGACUCGCUGCAGUGCACACACACACAC
This is a messenger RNA of Alosa alosa (allis shad), 2025 nucleotides long. RefSeq names its product sarcoglycan, delta (dystrophin-associated glycoprotein) (gene sgcd). The record is from RefSeq and is a predicted model, not a curated record. Lineage: Eukaryota; Metazoa; Chordata; Actinopteri; Clupeiformes; Clupeidae. Gene Ontology annotation, biological process: cardiac muscle tissue development; heart contraction. Gene Ontology annotation, cellular component: sarcolemma; sarcoglycan complex.